Microplitis mediator is the source of this 778-nucleotide messenger RNA. RefSeq lists its product as uncharacterized. The transcript has a single exon. Gene Ontology annotation, molecular function: protein binding. Lineage: Eukaryota; Metazoa; Arthropoda; Insecta; Hymenoptera; Braconidae. Bases 278 to 772 code for a protein of 164 amino acids. The record is from RefSeq and is a predicted model, not a curated record.
UGUAUCCACUCCUAUUAAUUAUAUUAUCAGUUAUUUCGCAAGUAAAGUACAUACUAUGUUAUCGUACUGCCGGGCAAAAAUAAGCAAAGGAUAACCUAUGACCCUGAAUCAAAAUCGGGAAAACCGAAACCAUAAUUCGUAAACAGAUAAUAUUAUCACAUUACAAGAAACAUUCAAAAGAUCCCGUUACAGAGUAUAUAAAUAGACAGGCCAGAUAAAAUACACCAGUUCUUGGAUACAUUUCAUUCGGAAUAGAAUCGUACACCACUACAAAGCAAUGGAGCGUGCAGAUAGUUCAGAUCUUGAAGUGCUACUUCAGAUAAAUUGGGAGCUACAUCAGACGUAUACUGGAGAGAACAUUUUUCACGUUAUCGCAAAGUUGGGAUGGUUGAAGACACUGUAUACACUCAACGUGCUUAUAGAUGAAGAAAUCAAGCCAUGGCUGCAAAUGCGGGAUAAAAAAGGCGAUACUUGUGUCCACAUCGCUGCGUAUAGAAACAGAGGGCAGCAAGCAAUUCAGUUGAUAGAAAAGUUAGUGGAUUAUGGAGCAGAUCUAAAUGCAAGAAGACAAUAUCAUGGUGACACUGUACUUGACAUAGCAGUACAAAGAAGAGAUUAUGAACUAGCUGUAUGGUUAUGUAAGCAGCCAAGCAUCGAUUUACAAACGGAAAAAUACUUCCAACACGUGGCGCACCAAGUGGCAUUAGAAGAAAGUCACGAAAAAAAGAUGGAGAUACUCGAAACCCAUAUGAUGCGACUGUUCAAGAAGUGAUUAAAU